GAACCAAUACAGCCAAACACAGCCAGGCCCCACUACAGCCGCCCGUAGGCCAGAUGUCCUGUGGUGUGGACCUCUCCGAACCGUGAUCGCUUCUUCUCGCCUCGCAUUCUCCGCCCUUGAUGCGCCGCGCGCACCAUGGCAGCCUCGCGGCGGGGACUCCUCCAUUCGUGUGCCCUACUCCACCGCGCGCGCGCGCUGUGCCGCGCGGCGCUGUGUGACCGCCGCCUCCCCGCGCUGCUGCUCGCGCUCGCGCUGGCCGUGCUGCUGUCGUUCGCCCUGUGGUUCUUCGAGUUGACAUGGUCCCCCCUCAUAUCCGGCAUGUCCGCCGCUUCCCGCCCCACCCCCACAGGGCUGUAUGACGCAUGGUCGCAGAUCUUCGCGCUCUACCCCAACUCAACCCUCCCCCCACCAGCCAUCACCAUCCUGGCGUCUCUCCCCCCCGCGCCCCACCUGGAGGAUUGCGCCAGGCGCACUGCCUUCCGCCUCGCCUCAGAGCGCAGGGGAGGGGGGGAGGACGGGGCGGAGGGGGGGCCAGGCCGCUUGGCGGAGGGUGGGGGGUUUGGCGAGAAGGAGGACGGGAGGGAGGGGGAUGCACCGGGAUGGGUGCGUGCGUCUGCUGCGUGUGGCAAUGUGCCGCAACCCCCAUGGGUCCGUGGUGCUGAUGCGGCGAGUCUGGCUCUAACGCGCGUGGUGCAGAGGGACCUGUGGCUGCACCAGUUCCCCCCGGGGGUGUGUGACGCCCAGCGCCUGCUGCUCGUCAAGUGGCCGCAGGUGGAACCGCCAGGGGGGGAGGGAGCGGCCGGCACCAGCAGCGGCGGCAGCGGCGGCGAGAGCGGCUUUCGUCCGGCAGAGUUGGCGGAGCAGCUGGUGGCGAUGGGUGGAGCACUGAGUGCAGCAGUGAGCAGCCAGCGCGUGCUGGUGCCCAUGCCAGGCACCUUCCAGCCCGCCAAUCACUCCCACUGCCACGGCCUGAACGCGUCUGCGUCGCUGCACUGCUACUUCUUCCGCUCUGUCUCAGCAGCGUGCGAGGCAGCAGCCCUGCAGCAGUAUCGCGCUGCAGGCUCGCCCCAGUGCAGGCCGCUCUCGCAGCUCGCCCGUGCCAUGGCGUCCAACGACUCCCUCGUCUGUGCUGAAGCGACUAUUGACCCCGUGACACACCCUGACUCUACCGCUGCUAGUGCAUGGGGUGAUGCAUACAGGCAGCGAGCAUACCUGGUGGAGGAGAAGGGCGUGAUGGUCAACACCACAGACGAACACAUGCAGGCGUACUGGUGGCAGGCACAGGCUCUGCGCUUCCUCCUCCGCUGGCCCUCGGCGCACCUCUGCCACGCCACCAACCACAUGCGCCACUCCGCGUAUGGGCUGCGCGUGGCCACCCACUCCGCAGCACACGUGGCUGAGCAGCGGGCCAUCAUUGCGACGCUGCGAGCCCGGCACUCGGACGCGCACCAGCAGCUGGGCAUAGACAUCCAGUCCGAGGCUAAUGUGCUGGCUGCUCUCAACUUCUCCAAACACCACAACCUGGAAACGGAUGUCUGGCCUGGGCUGGGGUACUCUGGGUGCGGGGAUGAUGUAGAGAUAGGGCUGAAAGGGACAGGAGGGAUUGAGGGAAAGGAGGGGAGUGAGGGUGGUGGAGGUGGAGGGGAGAGUGGGGAGGGUGGUGCAGGGGCUGAGUCUGCCAAUGAGGAGGAUACUCCAGAGGAGAAGCCGGUUUUGCUGGUGACCUAUGAGAGGGUUGGGAGGGAGGUGUUGAUGCCUCGGCCUGUAGUGAGCAUGCAUGUGGAGGAGCAGGCAGGCAGUGGUGCAGAUGGGGUGCUGCGGCUGCUGCUGCUGGGAGACAGGCUGCGACAGCAGGACCCCGGGCUCAGAUACGUGUGGCUCUCUGCAGAGAAGCUGGCUAUGCCGCCGAGUCAACUCGUGAGCAUGUUCAGCCGGCCACAUCUGCAAUCCUCCUGGUUGUUCCUCCAACCCACGACCACGGCCCUACAAGAGACUGAUGCAGUUGCGGCCAGCUUUUCCUCUCUUCUCAUUGCAUCAGAGUGUGAUUACCUUGCCGGUGCACUCACCUCCCGCUGGAGCCAGAUCAUUCACACUCUCAGGUCCACUAAUGGCCGCUUAUACUCGGGGUUUGUGUCAUCGUAGCCCUUGGUAUCGCACUGUAUUCACCCAGUACCAUCUUGGCAUGAGUUGACUGGAUUCCCCAGCGGGCUUGACGUUAAAAAAAAGGCUACUGUGAAAGCUUGCUUGGGUCCUCUUGUAAAGGCAGCGCGCUUCAUUUCAUCGGGGAAACCUACCGUAUUGAGUGGUAGCUCUGGCGGCGGGCGCUGUCAGUACCAGAUCCAGACCGGUCCUCGCCGCGGUUUCGUUUGCGGUAGGCUCGGUCACUCCACUCCCCGCUGUUUUCGUCGCCUGGACGACCUCUUUCGUCAGCGCUUCGGCCCGUUGCCAGACCUCCCGGACUGGCACAGUUUGCUUAGUCGUAAGAUUCAGAUCUUUGAUA
Molecule: messenger RNA, 2500 nt
Organism: Closterium sp. NIES-67
Lineage: Eukaryota; Viridiplantae; Streptophyta; Zygnematophyceae; Desmidiales; Closteriaceae
Source: the annotation of a GenBank genome assembly